Molecule: messenger RNA, 350 nt
Organism: Scomber scombrus (Atlantic mackerel)
Lineage: Eukaryota; Metazoa; Chordata; Actinopteri; Scombriformes; Scombridae
Gene: triap1
Product: TP53 regulated inhibitor of apoptosis 1
Exons: 1
Coding region: 85-309 (74 amino acids)
Source: RefSeq, a predicted model, not a curated record
GUGUGUUUGUCUUCCUGGUUAAAAACGCUCCAUUUCCUCCUUAAAUCGUCGUUUUUUGAAGCCAGCUUUCUUUUUGAGUGGGACAUGAACAGCGUGGGGGAGGCCUGCACCGACCUGAAGCGGGAGUACGACCAGUGCUUCAAUCGCUGGUUCGCGGAGAAGUUUCUGAAGGGGGACCGGAACGGAGACCCGUGCACGGAGAGCUUCCGGCGGUACCAGCGCUGCGUGCAGAAGGCCAUCCGGGACAAAGACAUCCCGGUGGACGGAGUGGAGUUCAUGGGACCCAACAAGGACAAACCGGAGAGCUGAGAGACAAGACACGUGCACCUCGUGGUUCAUUUUACACCUGG